GCACACCUACAAUAAAAACUGCACUCUGCUCCAGUCAUUUUGUCCUUUCAGCUCCACACCUGGGAAAGACACAUCACAUAAAGGUUCAUUCUGUUGUUCGUGGCUCCAUUUCCACUCUGAUCCAUCCUGUGAGAUCCUCCCACCCACAGAAUGUUCAACUCCUUUCCUUAUCUAGAGGUCUUCCUGGGCUUCCUGGGCUUUGGUCUCUGCAUCCUGUUUUGCACCAGCUUCUGCAGAUCGUGCGCCCGUUUGAGAGAGGAGCAGAUAGAGAGGGAAGCACAACUUGACAGGGAGCAGAGGAGCCAGAUGCGCUCCAUAUACUUCAUCCCCUUCCCUCGAAAUAACUCGCGGCGGGACAGUGAUGAGAGCGACGAGCUCACUCCACCAAGAUACAGUACCACCAUCCGCUAUGAGCCCCCGCCAUCUUAUAAUGAGUUGGGAUUUAAACCAGAUGAUCUCCCACCUCCUUACACAGAACUACACAUUCCAGACUUUUUAAUCACACAACCACCAACUCAUACAACCGUGGAUAUGGGCGAUAUUGGCAACAGCCCAGGGCAGCAUCUUGUGGGUGAGCGGCUCGGGCGUCCCCUGCCCCCACCAGCCCCGCCACUCCCAAGUAAUCCCGUUUCUUCUCCCUCCCAUCCCGCUCCCAACCAGAGGAUCUGAACGUCAAUAGGUCCUCAGUGCCAAAUACCCGCCAACCCCCCAGUCAACAAUCUCAACGUGGGGGGCAGGUGGAGUGCGCUGGUAGGGUGGUUCGCCCAGGGUGCCGAACAUACUAGGACCGCCUCUGCAUGUACAGAGUAAGGCAGAAGCGUCACCCUGAUGAUCAUGGACAACCCUGUGCUGCCUUCCUACAGUUCAAAAUGUUUCCGUUUUUGUUUUUCUAUUUUAUUUUUGUGUCAUUUGCUCAUUAUGCUUUCAGUUUACCUUAUUAUUUUAAAUUUAUUUAAUAAAGUAACAGCCCAGCGCUCUGUAGGAAAAUUAAACAUUAUAAGUAUUGAUGGAGUUCAUAAUCUUUUCAAGACUUUGUUUCAGUUUGAGCUCAACAUUAUGGGCUAAAGAGUGUUUCUUCCUGCAACCAAAGGCAUGUUUUCCCAAACUGACACCCUUCUUGUUGGCACUGGGAUGUUUUAAUAAUAGAUUAUGAACAAAAAGAUUUUUUUUCAGUUUGCUUGUAUGUAGCAAAGACACUGUGAUAAACUAAAGAUUAUGUCAGCUGGUUUUCAUGAGUGAAAUAUUCAUCCAUCUGGUUCAAUUCACAAAUAUGUGCACAGAUAAUUUAAGCUGCAUUUUUUGGCAUUGAAAUUUAAUUUUAUCUUGGUGGUAAGAAAGUGCAGCUUCAAAAGGAGAUGCAGUGCCUUGCAGAAAAAUCUUCAACUUCUACCCAACAGAUGAAUGGAUGGAUGGAUCAACACAAAGUGGUGCACAAUGGGAGUGGGCGCAUGGCUUAUGAAGUAUGUGACAAAUAAGAUUUUAAAAUGGGUGUUGUGUAUUUCUAUUCAGUCAAGCUGAGAUGACUCUUUGCAGAACCAUCUUUUGCUAAAAUUACAGCAGCCGGUCUUUCUGAUUUCCAGCUUGGCAUAUCUGAAGACAUUUUUGCCCAUAUGUCUUUGGAUACUCUGUAAAUCUCAUUCAAACUAGAUGUAGACGGUCCAUUCUGACUAAUUACAAAUAUCAAUGUCCAGGUUUUUCCACAUAUUUUCUAUUAAAUUUAGGUUGUGGACUUUGAUUGGACCAUUCAGCCUCUAUAUUGUAAUAAAAUCCCACACGUAUAAAAUGUAACUACAAAUUAAGGGGAUUUUUGUCUCGAAAAAGGGGCGGUGCAUGCCGUUGCUACUUGUAAAACAAAAAUGUAAGGAAUUGUUGUUCUUUAUAAUUCUUACUUAGGAACAACUUUAUCCUGGUCUGUCAUGUACAGUCCCAAUACGAUGUUAAAGUUUGUAGUUUAAGCUUAAGAAAAUGUGAAAAAGUAAAACAAGCUGUUUCUGUGUUUAAGUUCUUUACAUAUUGCUUUAAGAAUUGUACGGCAAAACUUAAAACGUGGCACGGGAUAAAAACAUAAGUAAUAUUUAUUGUAGCUGGUCUACUUAAAUCCUCUGAUGCACAGGAGGACAGAUUUUUGUCUAUUAUAAAAAAUAUUUCCAUAAGAUAACUGCUGCAAAUCCUUCAAUAUUUCCGAUGUCUUUUUUUCUAUGUGAAUAAAUGUUAAUCAUGAUGUUGCCAUGUAAAUUCCUCAAAAUACAAUGUUGUAAAUACAUACACAUCUUUAUUUUGCUUUUGUACAAUGAAAUACAUGUUGAUAUGUUUUGUACGUGCAGCUUUUGUUUUACUCAGAAAAACUGCUUGUGUUUUGGAAGGUGAGUAAUGUUACCUGGAGCUCCACCAGAACCAGAACAUAUUGUGUGACUCAAAUUCGAAAGAACUUCUUAAUUUCUUUUCUGGUUACCAGAAAAGGUCAGUAGUUUUGUUUUUUGUUUUUAAGCUCUGAAAUGUUAAAGGGUUUUGGACUGCAGCAUAGGGUGUCUAAUCACUUUUAAGCAGAAAUCGUCAUAAUUUGGCCAUUUCCUAAAAUGUUCAGGCAAAAAAAAAAAGAGUUUAAAAAAACAUGAGUGUAACUGAACUUCUCUUUCCACAUGUCAAGAUUUCUACAUACACAAAACGUGGAAGUUGAGGUUGUUUGGUUCAAAGUGGACACCAGAUGGCAGUACAUGCACAUACAAACCAAUUUUUAUUGAAUCACAUCAUUGACAGCAAAAAGAAAAAAGUUUAAAAUUCUCUCUUUGUUAAACUCAUCAGCUUUCUAAAAACACAUUUCAGGCAGCUCUCUAUUUCAUACCUGCCUUUCUAAACAAUCCUCAUUUUGAAAUCUGUCACUAUGUGACGAUCUUAUCUCCUGAUAGGUCGGCGCAGACCGCUGUAAGAUAAGGAUAAAUUUAGCUUUUGUAUUUAAAUUGUUCUUGUGGCUGCUGUGAGUCACGCUCUGCACAGGGAACAUGAUCCUAGCAGGAACACGUGAUCGGACCAAACCCAGCCUUGUAUGGACAUUUGGUUCCGUACUAUUAAGUGUUUAUUGCUGAAAUGUGUCAGAGGUUAUCAGGAGGAAAAUGUGAUUCAGAAAGGUGAUUGUAUGGAAGCUGUUGCAGCAACUUGGUUGAAAAUGGCAUUAAACUUAUAUCAUCUGACUUGUAAA
Messenger RNA from Poecilia reticulata (guppy), 3196 nucleotides. RefSeq lists its product as uncharacterized. The record is from RefSeq and is a predicted model, not a curated record. Lineage: Eukaryota; Metazoa; Chordata; Actinopteri; Cyprinodontiformes; Poeciliidae.